Messenger RNA from Rana temporaria (common frog), 3951 nucleotides. It is a transcript of the gene UBQLN1, whose product is annotated as ubiquilin 1. The record is from RefSeq and is a predicted model, not a curated record. Gene Ontology annotation, biological process: ubiquitin-dependent protein catabolic process. Lineage: Eukaryota; Metazoa; Chordata; Amphibia; Anura; Ranidae. Gene Ontology annotation, cellular component: cytosol. Bases 366 to 2078 code for a protein of 570 amino acids. Gene Ontology annotation, molecular function: polyubiquitin modification-dependent protein binding. The transcript has 11 exons.
UUUUUUCGUCUACCUUUACGAGAAGAAACUGCUGGCUUGGUUGGUGCAAUUUCUAGUGAGUGUACAGGUUUAUGCCCUCUCACUUUGGUCAAGCUAACAAAAAAAAAAGAAAGCGACGAGAGCCCACCGUGAGCGAAAGCCGGCUGUCCCAGAGUGCUGUGCGGUGACGUAGUGGUGACGCUGUGCUAUGAGGAAGAGCUGUUAGUGCGGCCUGAGCUGCGCCAGCACCGCCCGAGAGCCGAAGAGCGCCUGACACAUGGUGUACCCAGAGCCGGCUCUAUAAGAGAUAUCACUCAGGACUUGUUCAUAUCACUUCUCCCCGCCAUACUAAGCGGCUGCUCCAUCCUCUCCGCCUUUACACAGCCAUGUCCGACCCUCCCGCACCAUCCUCUUCCUCCUCCGACUCUCCGAGGACUAUUAAAGUCACAGUGAAGACCCCCAAGGAGAAAGAGGAGUUCGCUGUGCCGGAGAACAGCAGCGUCAGAGAGUUCAAGGAGGACAUAUCAAAACGCUUCAAAUCCAGCACGGACCAGCUUGUCUUGAUAUUUGCUGGAAAGAUCUUAAAGGACCAAGACACACUCAGUCAGCAUGGCAUCCACGAUGGACUCACUGUCCAUCUUGUCGUUAAAACACAGAAUAGGUCACAAGCUGCUCCUGCUGCUGCUGCUGCCGCCACUACCCAACCCAGUAGCCCCAGCAGUCCAGCAUCCACUUCUACAACUUCCAGUAGCACAUCUACCAGCUCAUCCACCACAAAUGCUCCUUUUGGUUUAGGUGGCCUUGGUGGUCUGGCUGGGCUCAGUAGUAUGGGCAUGAAUUCAACAAAUUUCUCUGAGCUACAGAGCCAGAUGCAGAGACAACUUAUGUCAAACCCAGAGAUGAUGGUUCAGAUCAUGGAAAACCCAUUUGUACAGAGCAUGCUGUCUAACCCUGACUUGAUGCGGCAACUAAUUAUGGCCAAUCCACAAAUGCAGCAAUUAAUCCAGAGAAAUCCUGAAAUCAGUCACAUGCUUAAUAAUCCAGACAUAAUGCGACAAACUUUAGAACUAGCUCGAAAUCCAGCAAUGAUGCAGGAGAUGAUGAGGAAUCAAGAUCGAGCCUUAAGCAAUCUGGAAAGUAUCCCUGGAGGCUACAAUGCUCUGCGCAGAAUGUAUACUGACAUUCAAGAGCCAAUGCUUAAUGCUGCUCAAGAACAGUUUGGAGGCAACCCAUUCGCUUCACUUAUGAGCAACUCAAAUCCUGGAAAUCCACCAUCAAGGACAGAAAACCGGGAUCCCUUGCCCAACCCCUGGGCUCCUCAGUCAGGUUCAUCUUCAUCGGGAGAUGGAGGCAGCCAAACAGGCACCAACAGUGGUGGCAGCACCACCUCAACACCUGGCCCCACUUUACCUAACCUCUCUUCAAACCUAGGAGGUGCUGGGAUGUUCAAUACACCAGGUAUGCAGAGCAUGAUGCAGCAAAUAUCUGAAAAUCCCCAGUUAAUGCAAAAUAUGUUAUCUGCCCCUUAUAUGAGAAGCAUGAUGCAGUCUCUCAGCCAAAAUCCAGAUCUUGCAUCCCAGAUGAUGCAAAAUAAUCCUCUAUUUGCUGGAAAUCCUCAACUUCAAGAUCAAAUGAGACAGCAGAUGCCAACUUUCUUACAACAGAUGCAGAAUCCAGAAACUCUGUCAGCUAUGUCCAACCCUAGAGCAAUGCAAGCCUUAUUACAAAUCCAGCAGGGAUUGCAGACUUUGGCUACUGAAGCUCCUUCCCUUGUUCCAAGCUCUACUGCCUUUGGAGGUUUAGGUGGUACAGCUAGCCCACCUUCCACAACUGUGCCCACUCCUGGACCAACUGAGAACACCACUCCUUUAUCUGGAAUCUCUGAGCCAGGGCAACAGCAAUUUGUACAACAGAUGCUGCAAGCCUUGUCUGUUGCUAAUCCGCAGGUCCAAAAUCCAGAAAUCAGAUUCCAGCAGCAGCUGGAGCAGCUCAGUGCAAUGGGUUUCCUAAACAGAGAAGCAAAUGUACAAGCAUUAAUAGCAACUGGAGGAGACAUCAAUGCAGCCAUCGAACGACUACUGGGAUCCCAACCUUCAUAGCAAUUCUUCCCAAUCAAGAAAAAAUGUAAUUUAUUUUUGAUAAUGGCUUUUAAGUCUCGAUAAAACACCUGCUUUAUUUCAGUUUGACUCUUGGAGUUCCUUGUCAUAACAAACUUAAUCUUGAAGCAUUUACAUCUGGAUGAAGUGCAGUAGUUUAUCAAACUGUGGGAAUCAAAGAUUUUUUUUCUUUUCUUUUUUUUUUUCCCCUUGGACUUGUUGCAUGUAGUACAGACCAUCUACUCCCCACACACUGCAUUUCUUGUGAUUUUUUUUUCCAGUGAAUAGCUUCUGCAGUUGGCUAACAGGUUUCAGCUAAACUUUUCAUCUGUUGAAGGGUAUUUGCUUUAAUCAAUAGCCUCUGGUAGUAAUUUAUGUAGACUACCUACAACACCGGAUGUCAAAUAGAAACGGUUAUAAUUAGUGAUACACUAUCGCUUUUUGUGACUUUAGCCUGUAUUUUUGCUAACAUAUUGCUGUACGAUUCAUACUGCUUGAGUUUCAUUUAACCUUCUGUUUUCCCGUCUGAUCACUUAUGUAAACAUGGAUGAUUUUGCUGCAGUCCAUUGACAGUAGUUCUAGCUGCACACCCACAGAAUAUGAAACUUGGUAUUUAGGUAAAUGUGGAAUAAUAGCAUUUACGAAAAGUCUGGUCAGAAAGGCAAUGUAGCUGCAAUAGUAAUAUUAUACAGUUAAAUAGAUUUUGGUUAGGAGAGAAGCUCUUAAAGCAUACUUUUCAUCUGCCAAUGUGAUAUUGUGGGUAUGAAACCAGAAGAGUUGGCUUUGAAUCUGUAAUUUCAGCACAGGAUUUUGAAGUAUUCCUAGCAUACCAUGAUAAAUUGAUGAACUUGUCGCCAUUUUCAGGGUUUUCUUGUUUUUGGUGUAAUUUUUACACCAGAUUCUAUCAUACCCUUUGGAUAAUCGGUUAGAAUAGAAACACACUCUGGAUGCUUCAAAAGCCUGCAUUGGCAGGAGAAAAAAAAGUUGUACAAUAAACGCUAUUUACAAAGUUUAUCGUUUCGCUGUGCUUUACAAUAUUAUGUUUGCCAGAAGUUUGCUAAACGUUUGAAUUGUGAUUUAAAGCUGAACUCCAAGCAGAUAUAUAUAUAUAAAAAAAAAUUAAUAUGAUCACAUAUUAAAAUCCUUAAAUGCGUUUUUAAAUGAUAGUGUAAUUACAUGAUUUUGUCUUUAAAUAUCAGACGUCUGCAAUGCCCUGCAUAGCAGCACUUAGUCUGUGAGAAUGAUGAUUGGCUCUCUGAACCAAUAAGACUCUUCCGCAGUGUGCAUGUGCUGAGGUGAGAGCAGAGUGCUGACUCCUUCGGGUCUAAGCAGGAGGUUGGGCUUUGUUGCUGCAGCUGUGGAGGCAAAAACCUACAGGGCCACUAGAUUGGCUUAUCAGAAUUACAAAUCCUUUGGCAAAUAAAAAAUUGCUAGUAUGUGCAGCUAUGUAUUUAGUUGCUUUCCUGAUUUUCAGCAGUGUUGGGCAAGCUGUAAACCCCCGACCGGUGAACCACUAGCUGCACAGUGAUGCAAGGUAUUCUGCCAAGGUUGGCACAUCCUCCGCAGCUGGGAGUCAGACAUUUGUUGAUACAUCGAAGAUCCUAAUCAUUAGUGAUGCAUUUUGAUGAGAUGAUCCUGGCAUUCUCUGUACACACUGCCAGAGAUCCUCAUGCUUCUAAAGUGCAAAUUAUAAGUUAGUAUUUACAAAGGUGAGUGACACUACGGUCCAGUUCUGUUAAUUGUGGCUUGAUUUCAGGAUGUGAGAAAGUGUCAUGUGAUCUAAUGAUUUUUAACCACAUUGUACAAAUAGAUAAUCUUGCAUUUUUAUCAGUAGUCAUCUCUCCUGUGCACAGGUAAUAAAUAAAUGCCAACAAUU